Messenger RNA from Acipenser ruthenus (sterlet), 6052 nucleotides. RefSeq names its product leukemia inhibitory factor receptor-like. Gene Ontology annotation, cellular component: membrane; signaling receptor complex; external side of plasma membrane. The coding region runs from base 370 to 3327 and encodes 985 amino acids. The transcript is spliced from 21 exons. The record is from RefSeq and is a predicted model, not a curated record. NCBI's taxonomy places the organism in Eukaryota, Metazoa, Chordata, Actinopteri, Acipenseriformes, Acipenseridae. Gene Ontology annotation, biological process: cytokine-mediated signaling pathway. Gene Ontology annotation, molecular function: cytokine receptor activity; cytokine binding.
GUGAACGUGGAUGUGAGUGAAGAGGGUGAGUUACUGGCAGAGAGCAUUGUGCUCAUUACUGCAGGUGAAUGUGGCUAUCUGUCUGUCACUAAACCUGUUCUCAGUGUCGGCUCGAGUCUCUCUGCUACCUGCCACUUAUGUAAGGAAGAAACUGCAUCAUGGGAGUACGCGGGCAGUCUGGUAUCUCCCCAGCUGUACUCCCAGAUUAACAGCACAGUGAGCACAUUGACUCUGGAUAGCCUUACACUGACCAGCAGGGAAGGAGAGAACCUGACAUGUCGCUCCAGUAAGGGGGAGAGCUAUUCUCAAUUGAUACAGACUGGGUAUUCUCCUCAGGCUCCCACGGACCUGGAGUGUGUCACACAUGACAUGUUAACUUUCAUCUGUUCUUGGAGUGCUGGAUCCGAAACAAACCUGAAAACCACCUACAAAAUCUGUUACAAGCCAACUCACUGUGAGAGUGUUGAACGAAAUGUAAGUGGAAAAAUAAACCUGGCUCUGUUUGGAGCAGUACAAAUACACAUAACUGCAAUAAAUACACUUGGAUCAGCGACUGCAACCUUUCAAGUGACCAAAAAGGAUAUUACAUUUAUUCCACCUGUGCCUCAGAAUGUUAAAGUUGUGCCAGAUUUUUCAUCACAAACCUUGUCUUUGAAAUGGAUUGGUGGUGUCUCAGCACUUGCCUUUCCCACAACCAUUGAAUUUGAGAUUCAAGUUCUCUGGACUGAAAAGAUGGAGGUUAUACACACUGAGAGUUAUGCAGCACAAUUAGAUAGCCAAAAUAAAACCUUUCAGUGGAGCUGGAUCUCUGGCGUGCCUUUGAAUUGCACCUCACACUCUGUGAGAAUUCGAUCCAUCAGCACUGAUAUUUUAAUGAAUUCAAAAAAUGGAAGCAGUGACUGGAGCAAACUGCAAACUAUUCCAGGGGCUGAUGACUCAAAAAGUGUCAUGUUUCCAGAGGAUAAAGUUGUGAGAGUAGGCACCAACAUGACAUUCUGCUGUGUUGCUGGGAGAGGUCAACGUAUUAAAACUUUAGUCUAUGGUGCGGAACAUCUGCCCUGCAGUGAACUUGGCAUUAGGAGCAAGGCAAUCACCAAGUACAACCUACCCCCUUCAGAUUCUGCUGGGACAAACAUCAUGUGUAAUUUGGAUCCUCCUCAUUUGCUUGGGACUGUUGUAUUUGUAGGAUAUCCACCAGAUGAUCAACAGCUAGAGUGUGAAACACGUGACUUGCAGAAUAUUGUCUGCUACUGGAGCCCUGGUAGACAAACCAUGUUAUUAAGAGAGCAUAGAACGUUCUAUACACUGACAGAAAGGAUUUCUGGCAAAAAUGCUUCAUGUCACCAGGCUAAUGAUGAUGAUGCUGAUCUUAAUGAUGAUAAAUACAAGUGCAACUUUCCUGUGAUCAGUGGCCAGCAAAUGUAUAAGUUCCUGUUGAAGGCUAAAAAUCCUUUGGGAGAAGUCAAGACCAAUUACACGCUGAACCUGUAUACCAGAGUGUAUCCAUAUAGUCCCAGUAAAGUGACGGUGCUUUGUACUGGCUCUAGACAAACUAAGCUGUUCUUGUCCUGGGGAGUGAGUUACAAAAAUAUGACCUGUCAGUUUGAGAUUGUAACGAACAAUAAGGAGAAACAGCUGAGGAAUUUUACUUUACCUGACCAAGAAGCAAAUGCACUUUCUAGAGUCGCUGUAGACCAGUUAUAUCCAGACACGUCCUACAGCUUCCGCACUCGUUGUGCGUCUGCAGAGCAUUUUUGGAAGUGGAGUAGCUGGAGUGAAAGUAAAACAUGUAAAACUCAGGAAGAGGCUCCAUCAAAAGCUUUGGAUGUUUGGAGAGAGAUUAAAAGGACUGAGCAUGGUCAAAAUGUACUUGUCAAAUGGAAGCCUCUUCCCCACUCUGAUGCUAAGGGCACCAUUGUGAAGUAUGAAAUAACCUGGAACGUUGUGAAUGAAGUCGGUGAGCAGUCAGCCAUUGCUCCUGUGUCUGUCAACAGCACAGAGUUGCACCUAAACUUCAGCGAUUACGUCAUCGCGGUCAGAGCGGUCAAUUCGGUUGGCUCCUCUCCCUCUUCUCAGAUCAGAAUCCUAGGACUGUUUGAAGAACAAGCUGAUGAACCAUCUAUAAUUUCUGGCAUGCCCAGUGGCUUUAACCUGAGCUGGUCUCCUGGCACCAAUGAGACCUGCGGGUAUAUUGUGGAAUGGUGUCUUUUUCCAGACACAUUGGAUUGUAAUAUGCAAUGGGAAAGAGUCCCACCCAAAACAACGCACACAGUGAUAACAUCAGAUGGCUUUAGACCUGGUGUGAGGUAUUCUAUUUCUGUCUAUGGAUGUUCACAGCACAAAGAGUACCUUUUGAAGAAGAUGGUUGGGUACACACAGGAGUUGGCUCCAAGACGGGCUGUCAAGGUAAAAGCAGAAGCAAACUCUUCACAUACAGUCACUCUGCGGUGGGAGGACAUUCCAGUGCAGGAUCACCAGGGUUUCAUCAGAGGAUACAGGGUGUACUAUGUCCCGCAGGUGAACUUCAGUGCCAGAUCCCAAAAAUCAGGUAUUAAAGAAGUGAUAAACAUCACAGAUCCGGAUGUCAGGAAUGUAACAGUGACAAAUCUCCACAGCGCUACAUAUGAGUUCACAGUUAAGGCUUAUACUGCUGGUGGAGAGGGCAUUGGAGAACCUAUCAAUAUCAACUUGGUCGACAGCCCUUUGGGUUUAUUUCUUGCGAUUCUCAUCCCACUGGGGGUCACCUGCUUCUGCGGGAUUCUUUUAGGGAUCUUCUGUUACACUAAGAGGAAUUGUGUGAAGGAGACUUUCUAUCCUGAUGUCCCCAAUCCAGAGAUACAUGGGGAACAAUGGUCUGUUGUAGAGGGGAGGAGCAGUAACCCAACUUUUGAUGUGAAGCCUUUUAUUCCUGACAAAGUUUGGAUCAUAGAAAGUGUGCCUGGUAAAGAUGUAGACGACUCCGAUAUAUGCACAAUGGAAAUGAAUAAUGGUGACAAUGGAUCAGUAAAUAAUCUGGAAGUCAUUUCAGACUCUGGAUACAAGCCUCAAAUGAGACCACAUGUGCCUCUUCUAGAUGUGAAUCACACUCCUAAUCCACAGCAUCUUGAUCUUACAGAACAGAGUGAAGGUUACCAGCCACAGCUAAAAGUAAGCAACUGGAGCGUGGAAUCUCCUGAGGUGGAUGAGGCCAGUGCGUGUAUCGGCAGCCCCACCUCUGUCAACUCCACUCAGUUCCUGCUGCCUUAUCAGGCUUCAGAGGAAGGCCAGUCCACCCGGUCAAGCAGCUGGAAGUUCUCCAGCCUCAUGUCCAGUGCACAGAAACGUUAACCCAUCCCAUAGAAUUGAGACAGCUGAGAGCACAGCUGAAAGAGCGCCAGUUCCACAGAAAUUGCCACGGAAAGACUUUUCUACCGAGAAUGUGAAAUUCAUAUAUGUAUCCCAGUCCAUAUACGCUUCAGCGUUAGCAUUUCGAGCUUUGUCCUAACCCGUUCUUUAAUUGAUUUUAAAUAUGUAAUGUAUUAAGACUAUAUAGCAUUAUGAUUUCCUGACAACUACCAUAAAGAGGGGUAUGUGAAUGUGGAUAAAUAACAAAGUCAAAAAUGAUAAACCACAUGGUUUAAGCGGUCAUUAUCCCACCAGUCGAUGCCCUUCAAAGCAAAUGGGACUUAGGACCGUGAAUCUCACAGCCAUUUUUUAAAUUAAGUACAUCCACAGUAUUUGCACCACUUAAUCCUCUGUAGUCUACAUAAACUUUAAUAAAAAAGAGAUAUCUGUAAAUAUACUGGACAUUUAGAUUAAAGGAAGGAAUUGAUUCACCCAGAGGGGUGUAUUCUGUAUUGGGGGUAAAGUUAAGAAUUAUAUCUUAUUUGCAUUUUGAGUCCCCAUUUGAGUGUCCAUUUAGACUGCCAGGUAAGGGACUUUAUAAAAUGUAUUUUCAAAUGUGUAUGCACCUUUUUUCAUCUAAAUAAUGAAACACAACUGUGAGCGAAAAAAUGUGAUUGUGCACUAAAUUUAGAAAGCUGUUUUGUUUAUUAUUAGAAAUAACGCUGUUCUAUCAAGUUAGAUACUGUAUGUUAAACAGUAGACUGUUUGAUUUUAGUAGUGCUCUUAGCUUAACUUCAGAAACGGGGCUUGAGGGUUGUAUUGUAUUGCCAAAGACCAUUUCAGAUUUAGGCGUGCUUGUUUGGGGUUGUGAUGAAAAGAUUUCGGAUGAGGUGUAAUGUAGACAUGAGCAAGGGCUUUUGACUGUGGCUCAGCAAAUUGAAUGGUACAGUUAUACCUCCACUUCUAGUGAAUUGCUUCUGGGGCCAUUCCACAAGGAUUGAAUCACUGGAAUCAGAAUGUCUUGUUCUUUAUGCUUCAGCAUUUGUUGGUCCUUGAAUUGAAUUUAUACGGCUUUAGACCUGCUGCUGUGGAGGGAAUCUGCUGAAGGGAAAAUAAGUAGGUUUAGUGAUCGGGUCGUUCUUGGUUUGAGAUUUUCAGGAAGAUAAUUUUAAUGUUUUCCACUUUGUCUCUUGCUAUAUGUUUCAUUUGUCAGAUUUAUGUAAAGAGAUUGUAUGUACACUACAUAAUCUGUAGAUAUAUUUGAAUUUUCUAUGUGUGUUUUUUUUUUUUAAUAGCAGAAAGGGAUUUUUAGACUUUUUAAUUGUUUAUUUUUAUUUUUUAAUUCCAAUGUAUCAAAUAUAUACAUCUCGUAUAUCAUAGUCACAUAGCCUAUAUACCACUGUGAUAAUACUAUAUGUAGACACUGACAGUAGUGUAAGUGAAGAUAUGUUUUUGCUAUGAUUCUGUUAGUAUGGCAGACAGUAUAAUCUCAGAUGUAAUCUUUCUGGCAAGCCUUUUUUUAAUGCAAAUAUAGACAAAUUCCACAAUAUUAAAGAGAACUCAACACACAAACAGGUGGAUGGAUCUGGGGAGUUAAAGAUAAUCUAUAAUUCCUAUAAUUAAUUUGGUAACUAAUGCACUACAUUUUGUACAUAAUUUAAAUUAAAAAUACCUUAAUGCACUAUUAGACUAUUCUUUUUACUAGAAUUAAAAGCACAACUGAAUAUUUGUUUAUUUAUUUAUUUUACUUUAAGUGCAAAUAAUGUAUUGAACUGUUGAUAAAUGAUUAGUUUGGUAAGAGAGACUCUCUUAUGGUAAAAUGGUUGAUAAUGUUGUCCAGGUCAGUUUCCAAGAACAAAUAUUGUCUCGACACUUUACUGGACAGUGUCGUAAUUACGGCUUGUUAACGGUUUAGCAUUGCCUUUGUUUUUGUAAGAUUUGCCUCGGGAAGCUUCAGUUUACUGAUAUGUAAUGGUAAUGGACUAUCCUGCAGCCUUUUCACUUUAUCAGGUUCUGCUAUUUUUACACUACAGACAAAGAAUGUGAUUUAGCGAACAUGGGGGAUUACUGAUGUGUCAAUAUUGAUGAGUGCAGUAUUGUGUUAAACAAGAAAGCAAAUGCUCUACAGAGUCCAUUGCUACUGGAACCUUGGCAGCUACCUCAGAUUACUUACGAUGUCUAAUUAUCCCAUGAGAAAGGAGACAGCCUUGUGUAGCUCAGCUUGGUUUUGUUUUAUGAAUUAUGUAUGUACUUAAAGUAUAAAAAUGUUAGCUUUUUUUUAUAUAUAUAAUUGUAAAAGCUGCAGCAGAGCUGAAGGGAUGGUUUGAUCAGUCUAUAAUAAUUCUCUAGUGCUGCAGUAUGAAGCUGUGGCUCAUCCUUGCGGGUUAUAGUUUGAGCAAAUCAACCCCUUACCCUUUGCAGAAUUUGCAUCAUUUGAUGUAGUUUUUAAUAAUUAAAGCAGUUGAUGUCUUCUUUUUUAAAAAAAGUGCCUGAUUUUAUAUUAAGCUCUAUAUCCCAAAGAUUAACUGAUGUAACCUAAUGAUACUUGUUUUACAGUUUGCAUUAUUUACAUACCCCAACAAAGGGGAAAAAUCACUUUAAACAUAAUUUGUCUACUACAUUUAUAAUUCUACUUUAUGCUGCAUAUAGUAUCACAUGUCUUCAGUUACAAAAGUCACUUAUAUAAUCAAUGUAUUGAGAAAUAAAUAAAACCAUUUAAUGAAAAAAG